GGACUGGCAGCGAGCGAGGCGCGGACGCUGAAGGCGGCAGUGGGGGCCAGAGGUUCGGCGGCUCCCAGGUGCGGGAGAGAGGCCUGCUGAAAAUGACUGAAUAUAAACUUGUGGUAGUUGGAGCUGGUGGCGUAGGCAAGAGUGCCUUGACGAUACAGCUAAUUCAGAAUCACUUUGUGGAUGAAUAUGAUCCUACGAUAGAGGAUUCCUACAGGAAACAAGUAGUAAUUGAUGGAGAAACCUGUCUCUUGGAUAUUCUCGACACAGCAGGUCAAGAGGAAUACAGUGCAAUGAGGGACCAGUACAUGAGGACUGGGGAGGGCUUUCUUUGUGUAUUUGCCAUAAAUAAUACUAAAUCAUUUGAAGAUAUUCACCAUUAUAGAGAACAAAUAAAAAGAGUUAAAGACUCUGAAGAUGUACCUAUGGUCCUAGUAGGAAAUAAGUGUGAUUUGCCUUCUAGAACAGUAGACACAAAACAGGCUCAGGACUUAGCAAGAAGUUAUGGAAUUCCUUUUAUUGAAACAUCAGCAAAGACAAGACAGAGAGUGGAGGAUGCUUUUUAUACAUUGGUGAGAGAGAUCCGACAAUACAGAUUGAAAAAAAUCAGCAAAGAAGAAAAGACUCCUGGCUGUGUGAAAAUUAAAAAAUGCAUUGUAAUGGGUGUUGAUGAUGCCUUCUAUACAUUAGUUCGGGAAAUUCGAAAACAUAAAGAGAAGAUGAGCAAAGAUGGUAAAAAGAAGAAAAAGAAGUCAAAGACAAAGUGUAUAAUUAUGUAAAUACAAUUUGUACUUUCUUAAGGCAUACUUAAGUAAAAGUCAUCAUUUUUGUACAUUACACUAAAUUAUUAGCAUUUGUUUUAGCAUUACCUAAUUUUCUUUUUGCUCCAUGCAAGCUGUUAGUUUUCAUCUUGAAUGCUUAUUUUAAAUGACAGUGGAAACUUUUUCCCUCUGAGGACCAGUAUUCCCUGAGUUUUGGUUUUCAAACUCGCAAUGCCUGUGAAAAGAAACUGAAUACCUGAGAUUUCGGUUUCGGGGUUUUUGGUGCAUGCAGUCAAUUACUUCCUAGUUUUCUUACCGAUUGUGAACAUUCAGUGUGCAAUGAAUUAAUGAAACUUUCAAAUAAUCCCUAUUUUGAGUUUUAUCUAUUCACAUAAAUGGAUUAAUUACCAAUUAAAACUUCAAUUGACUUCAUGAUUGGUUUUACCUUAACAUUGAGGAAAUAAAACUUGUUUGGGCUUCUGUAAUUUUCAGAUUAACCUAAAUAAAUGUGCAGAUACAUUGUUCACAAAGAUUUCUUCCCCUUUCCACUGCUGUUUGCCAUGGUCACACCCCAAAAUAGUAUAUUUUUUCUAUAAAAACGGGGGAAAAUGGGGAAAAAAUACAAGGCAUUGGAAAAUAUCAAAAGGUCAUUUACUUUCCACAUUAGAUAAAUUCUUGUAAGACUCCUUAUAGCUUUUCCUGUUAAGUCAGAUUCCGUAUGUAGUGGGGAACAUAGCAACCAUUUUGGGGCUACUAAAUUUUUCUAAUUGGGGUGGGAUAACAUAUAUUAAAAAUACUCAUAGGAAUUAAAUGUAGUCUUACUGUGUUGGGUUCCUUUUUCUUAACAUAAUGCUAAACUUUUCUUAACCUUGAGUCUUUGAAAUAGUUUUUGAUUUUGGUAGUGAUGUUAAUCAUUUGGGCCAGUUAGCUUAGUAGGUGUUUCAGAGGCCAAGAUGGUUAAGUCCAGGCCCUGGUGUUGACUUUUGUGCUUCACUGAGGGUUUCCCAGCAUGGAUUGAGUCCUUGUGGUCAUCCAAUGGUCGUUAUGCAUGGGUUGGCAGAAAAUGGAAAAAGAGUUUAAGUAGCUCCGUGAGAUGAAUUCUCACUACCUGGUGGACCUCCUGAUAGGGACCACUCUGUUUAACAACAGAAUUUUAAAUAGUUAAUUAAAAAUGUAAACUUUAAAAGAAUUGAGAUUGGUGGAAGGUCAGAGAGUUUCAGAAUUCCUAUUUUUGGGGGGUGGGUCCCUAUUUACAACUAUGUCAUGCUUUAAAAAAUAGAUAAACAUUAACAAAUGUUUCAAUAAAAGAUUUGAAGUGAGAUGUGGUACGGUGAAAAUAUCACUGUGGUAAGAGAAAAGAGACUAAGGUUUUAAUCAUUAUGUGUCUUUUAAAACUGAUUUUGGAUAAAUCACUUUCUAUUGUGUUUAUGUUAAAUCAUCUCAAAAGCUCUAUCUUGCUUUAGACCUUUGUGAUUUAUAUUCAUUUGGCUUAAGACACUCCUUUUAUGUCAGCUCAGACAACCUGUAAUGUUUUACCUGCAUUGUCAUCUUUAGCACUAGUCAUCAGGCAAAAUUGUGCAAGCGGUGAAGUUUAUUUUUGAAUAUUCUUUUAAAUUUUUUGUUCAUUAUAUUAGUGUCUUCUUAUCUAACCUUCCAGAAGCCCCAAUGAGUUGAUGCUUUUCCUUCUUUUAAAUUUAAUCCCCCUAAUGUUCUCUAAGAUGUUUUGUUAUGAAUAUCCCCAUGAAAUAUCAAAUUGUACUACUACAUCUUAUUUCCUUGUGGCUCAAGAUCACAUGACAGAUGACGUAAUGGGAUUUAAUGACCUAAUAACUCAUUUUCAGUUGGUGGUUGCAGCCGUUUAUUCUUUGACUAUCAACUGGAUGCUCCUACCUGGUCCAUUAGUGACUAAGGUAGGCAUUUUCUAGCCUGCUAUAUGGAGAGAGAACCCUCUACAGUGGAAAGCAAAUUUUCUAAAGGUAGUUUUGGAAGAAUUCCUUAAGUACUCUAUAAUUAGGACUAGCUUUUAUGGAGAUACUGUCCAUUAUUUUAAUAAUUAAAAUCUUACAAGGACAAGUACUUUUGAAAUUUAAUUUCUAAAGUGUAACUUUUUUUAAGCAGAAUUCAUUUAUGUAUUCCUUGAAUAUUUAUUGUGUGCCUACUAGAUGAUAGGCACUAUGCAAAGCGCUGAAGGAUAUUAUGGUCUCCCCAAUCGAGAGACAUCACUGUCCUUAGGUAGUGUUUAUAUUCUGAAGUGGCCUGUGCUAUAUGAGGGAGGCAUUUGACACACAGCUCAGAGAUAACAUGAUGCAUACUUUUGUUUUGCAAACAAGGUCUAUGGUUUCUAAGGCUUCUUCUCGUUCUAAUAUAAUUGUUUUGCUAUGAUUCAAAUGUAACUGUUUAAUCAAGCCACUUUACAUACAUCACUUUAAAUCAUUGCUUUAAAGGAGUGAAUUUGAUUAAUUUUUUUAAUUUAACAUAACUGUGAUUCUAUUAAAACAUUUAUAGUUUAUAAGUUGUACAUCAGGUAUAUUAAUAUCCCCAAGUGUGUAAUGUUCCAGUUGACCUCUUUGUGUAAAUAAUUAAAAUAGACUUAAAAAAUAUUGAGUUCUAAAUAAUUUUAUCUGGGAACAAAUGAACAGGUGCCUAAAUGAAUUCACAGAAAAGGAAACUGUGUAAAAAAUCAAUGUUUCUGAAAUACUAUGCUAAGAUACAGAUUUAUGAAACAUUGUUUUGGUAGAAAAGUUUUAUGCAGUACCUCCUCUUGUUCUAGACAAGAGAAAGAAAUGGCCAUACUUCAGGAAUUGUGAUAUGUAAUUAAGGAGAUUUUUUUAGGAUUGUUAAAUUUUUGUUGUAGCUGGGCAACUUUUUUUUUUUAAGGCAGUGAUAAUUAUCCUUUAUUAUGUGGAUUUUAAAUGUUUUCAGUUGUUUUGUAGAGAUUUUAAAGACGGAGGUGAUCCUAGAAAUAAGAUGCUAUAUAAUUGUUAAAGCCUUAAAAUUCUUUGAGGUUAAAACAAAAAUUACUAAAAUACAUAGUCUUAGACAAUAACAUGUUUGUGGAAGAAUGUAGUAGAAAUAUGUAGUAUAAUUUGAGUGAAUAUUCCCAGCAAGCAAUGCUAAGUUCUAUUUAAAUGAGUCACACUGCAUAGGAAUUUAGAACCUGUCAUAAAUUAUCAAAACCUUUGCCACCAUUGCACAAUUUUGUCCUAAUGUAGAGAGAUGUUAUGAGGCAUGUUAAGUUGCAGUUUGCACAAGUUCAUCUCAUUUGUAUUCCAGUCAUUUUUUUCCUUCUACCCACUCAUUUCCAAGCAACAUAUAUGGAUCAUUGGGGGGUGGGGGGGGUGGGCGGGUAACAGAAACUAUCUGAAGUAAUUUCCUUUUGUAGAAAAGUAAUAAUCUCUUGAUAACUAUGUAUUAAUGAUCUUAAGAAAGCCAGCAAUUACUUUAAAGCUGAAUUUACAUGUAAUAAGUUCUGUAUUCUACUGGAUAGCAUGAAUUCUGCCUUGAUAAACUGAAUAGCAUAUAACUGAUAGCUGUAAAUUCAGUCAGAAUAUGAGUUAUUUCUUUCUAAGGAAAGAUAUUUUCACACCAGUAUUUAAAAAAUAGUCAUGACUCUUUAAGAUUUCUGUUGUAGCCUAAUAGUUUUAAGUGCCUGUUGUGAUAAUAGGCAACUUCGGUGAGUUUAGAAAACACAAAGUUGUUACCUGCAGAAAUGUUCAUUACAAGGAGCCCCCCCCCCAAAAGUUAAAUGGGUGACAUAAUGUUUUAUCCAAAGUUUCCAAUUCCACUGUCUUUUGUGUUUUCAUGUUGAAAAUACUUUUACUUUUUUUUUCCUUUGAGUGCCAAUUUCUUACUAGUACUAUUUCCUAUUGUAACAUGUUUACCUGGAAUGUAUUUUAACUAUUUUUGUAUAGUGUAAACUGAAACAUGCACAUUUUGUACAUUGUGCUUUCUUUUUCUUCUCUGUGGGACACAUGCAGUGUGAUCGAGUUGUUCUCCAUCAUUUGGUUGUGCUGACCUAGGAAUGUGGUUGGUCAUAUCAAACAUGAAAUUUAAGAAUGACCACUCUUUACACGAAAAUGAACUUUUAAAUGUUUAUAGGGGUAUGUGCUGUGGAGUGAUCUGAAAUUUGUAAUAUUUUUGUCAUGAACUGUACUGCUCCUAAUUAUUGUAAUGUAAUAAAAACUAGUUAUGGUGAA
Messenger RNA from Echinops telfairi (small Madagascar hedgehog), 4954 nucleotides. It is a transcript of the gene KRAS, whose product is annotated as KRAS proto-oncogene, GTPase. Gene Ontology annotation, biological process: Ras protein signal transduction. Gene Ontology annotation, molecular function: GTP binding; GDP binding; GTPase activity. The record is from RefSeq and is a predicted model, not a curated record. Lineage: Eukaryota; Metazoa; Chordata; Mammalia; Afrosoricida; Tenrecidae. Bases 93 to 776 code for a protein of 227 amino acids. The transcript is spliced from 7 exons. Gene Ontology annotation, cellular component: plasma membrane.